CUCCAUCACCUGUCGUGACCAUUAAGAAGGAUCGGACAUCCGGAAACAGCAUCUCUUUAUCCUGGCAAGAACCCGAACACCCUAAUGGGAUCAUAUUGGACUACGAGGUCAAAUAUUAUGAAAAGGAGCAAGAGACAAGUUAUACCAUUCUGAGGGCAAGAGGCACAAAUGUUACCAUCAAUAGCCUCAAGCCUGACACUACUUACGUAUUCCAAAUCCGAGCCCGGACAGCAGCUGGAUAUGGGACCAACAGUCGCAAGUUUGAGUUUGAAACGAGUCCAGACUCUUUCUCUAUCUCUGGUGAAAAUAGCCAAGUGGUAAUGAUUGCCAUUUCAGCGGCGGUAGCAAUUAUUCUCCUCACAGUCGUCACCUACGUUUUGAUUGGAAGGUUCUGUGGCUAUAACAAGUCAAAACAUGGUACAGAUGAAAAAAGACUUCAUUUUGGGAAUGGACAUUUAAAACUUCCAGGUCUCAGAACCUAUGUUGAUCCACAUACAUACGAAGACCCUACUCAAGCAGUUCAUGAGUUUGCUAAGGAAUUGGAUGCCACCAACAUAUCCAUUGACAAAGUUGUUGGAGCAGGUGAAUUUGGAGAGGUGUGCAGUGGUCGCUUAAAACUCCCAUCAAAAAAAGAGAUUUCAGUGGCCAUCAAGACCUUGAAAGUGGGCUACACUGAAAAGCAAAGGAGAGACUUCCUAGGAGAAGCAAGCAUUAUGGGACAAUUUGACCAUCCCAAUAUCAUUAGGCUGGAGGGAGUUGUCACUAAAAGUAAACCAGUUAUGAUUGUCACGGAAUACAUGGAGAAUGGUUCCUUGGACAGUUUCUUACGUAAACAUGAUGCCCAGUUCACAGUCAUCCAGCUAGUGGGGAUGCUUCGGGGAAUAGCAUCUGGCAUGAAGUACCUCUCAGACAUGGGCUAUGUUCACCGAGACCUUGCUGCUCGGAACAUCUUGAUCAACAGCAAUUUGGUGUGUAAGGUCUCUGAUUUUGGACUUUCACGUGUUCUAGAAGAUGACCCAGAAGCUGCUUAUACAACAAGAGGAGGAAAGAUUCCCAUCCGGUGGACAUCACCAGAAGCUAUAGCCUACCGCAAAUUCACGUCAGCCAGCGAUGUAUGGAGUUACGGCAUUGUUCUCUGGGAGGUGAUGUCCUAUGGAGAGAGGCCAUACUGGGAGAUGUCCAAUCAGGAUGUAAUUAAAGCUGUGGACGAGGGCUAUCGACUGCCACCCCCCAUGGACUGCCCAGCUGCAUUGUAUCAGCUGAUGCUGGACUGCUGGCAGAAAGACAGAAACAACAGACCCAAGUUUGAGCAGAUUGUCAGCAUUCUGGACAAGCUCAUCCGGAACCCAGGCAGCCUGAAGAUCAUCACCAGUGCAGCAGCAAGGCCAUCAAACCUUCUUCUGGACCAAAGCAAUGUCGACAUCACUACCUUCCGCACAAGUGACUGGCUUAAUGGUGUUCGAACAGCACAGUGCAAAGAAAUCUUCACAGGCGUGGAAUACAGUUCUUGUGACACCAUAGCCAAGAUUUCUACAGAUGACAUGAAAAAGGUUGGUGUCACUGUGGUUGGGCCACAGAAGAAGAUCAUCAGUAGCAUUAAAGCUCUAGAAACACAAUCAAAGAAUGGUCCAGUUCCAGUGUGAAGGGCUAUUUCCCAAAGGGAGUGGUGGCUGAGGAAGAUGUAGCAUCACUCUGCAGACAGAUGAUAAUGCGGGAGAUACUGGUGGAAGUUUCAAGCCCUAUAAGACACUCAUAUAUGAGUACAAAUGCCUUAAAAUGGAAUUAAAAAACUCUUUAUUUUCCCAUAUCAUUUAGUGGAUUGGUGGGUGGGUGUUAUUUUGUUUUGCAAUUGAUUUUUUAUAUUAGUUGAUGGAUGAAAUUAAAAUUCUUCAGCAUGAAAUGAUGAAGAGCUAGCCUAGAGCCAUGGAUCAUAUACUGACUAUUAUAAAAGCAAAACAAGUGAAAUAACAAAAUGAACAUAAUGGCUCUGUUCACUACUAGCCACAAAGGAAAAGACUUGUGAUAUUUUUCUACACAGAAUAAAUCUGUAACAGGUAUUUUUUUUCUUUAGAAGCAAGAAAAACAGAGGAAUUUAUACCUCAAACUAUCUGGCCAUAUUUACUACCUUUUCAUUGUAUUAUUCUCUUUUAUCUGUUAAAAAGCAUAUAAAGUUUGUAGCUGUUUUAAGUACCAUACAUUUAUAAUUAUUAGCUUUGUUAAGUAUUAUCAUGUAAAAUGAGUCUUAAUUUUGAAGAAAAGUACAUAUUUAUUUUCUUUCUAAUUGUUUUAAUUGUUUUCUAUUUAUGCCUCAAUGAUUUAAUUUGGAUUUGUUACAGCCAAGUGCCAAAUGCUCUCUCAAAUUGUCAGCAGUAGGAAACAUGGAAAACUAAACAUAGGGAAUGAUGGGUUUCUUUCCAGAUUUUCAAAACAUCCAUGUAUAUAUAGAAACCAAAUCAAUUCCCCUGUUCAUUCAC
Myotis brandtii (Brandt's bat) is the source of this 2474-nucleotide messenger RNA. Its product is annotated as ephrin type-A receptor 3. Gene Ontology annotation, biological process: axon guidance; protein phosphorylation. The record is from RefSeq and is a predicted model, not a curated record. The annotation marks the transcript as partial. Gene Ontology annotation, cellular component: neuron projection. The transcript has 12 exons. Gene Ontology annotation, molecular function: transmembrane-ephrin receptor activity; protein binding; ATP binding. Lineage: Eukaryota; Metazoa; Chordata; Mammalia; Chiroptera; Vespertilionidae.